Messenger RNA from Paramisgurnus dabryanus, 13634 nucleotides. Its product is annotated as interferon-induced very large GTPase 1-like. Gene Ontology annotation, molecular function: GTP binding. The record is from RefSeq and is a predicted model, not a curated record. NCBI's taxonomy places the organism in Eukaryota, Metazoa, Chordata, Actinopteri, Cypriniformes, Cobitidae.
GAAGACAAUCCUUCUUCAUGGGUCUGCCUAUCUCUUAAUGAGGGCGUGUCUACUGAGUCUGGACCUUGUCAAACAGAUGCAGUCAGCACACAAAGGCAGAGUCCAUUUGGUGAUCGCCCUGACAUGAGUGAUUUUAGGAUUAUUCUUCUGGGGAAGAGUGCAUCAGAAAACAACAGAGUGAGAAACUUCAUCCUAAAAAGAUCAGCGUUUGAGAAUGAAGAUCCUCCAGAUGAUGUUAAGCAGCACAGUGAGAGAGUCAGAGGAAAACUGGAGGACAAACACAUCACAGUCAUUAAUAAUCCGCACCUGCUUCAGUUAAACCUCACAGAUCAUCAGAUCAGUCAUGAAGUGAAAGAGUGUGUGUUUCUGUCUGCUCCUGGACCUCAUGUCAUCAUCCUCAUCCUACAACAUCAUGACUUCAGUGAAGAGGACAGAAACAGAGUCAAUAAAGUCCUGGAGAAAUUCAGUGAACAAGCGAGUAAACGCACCAUAGUGCUAACAGAUGAAGAGAGAGAGAGUGAGGAAGAGAGAUGUGACUCUAUUCAUCAGUUAAUACAGGAAUGUGGAGGUGGACAUCUUCAGUUUGAUGAAAAAAAAUCAGAAUGGCACUCUGAGUUAUUUCAAAGGAUUAGGAAAAUACUUGAGAAUGAAGAGGAUUCAUUUAUUAUCUGUGACUUGUAUGAGGCAUCAGUGAAUAAAGGAAGAUUAGUGGACGAAAGAAUGUCAGUGGACGAAAAAACGUCAGUGGACGAAAAAACGUCAGUGGAGGAAAAAACGUCAGUGGAGGAAAAAACGUCAGUGGAGGAAAAAAUGUCAGUGGAGGAAAAAACGUCAGUGGAGGAAAAAACGUCAGUGGAUGAAAGAACGUCAGUGGACGAAAAAACGUCAGUGGACGAAAAAACGUCAGUGGACGAAAAAACGUCAGUGGACGAAAAACCGUCAGUGGACGAAAAAACGUCAGUGGAGGAAAGAACGUCAGUGGAUGAAAGAACGUCAGUGGACGAAAAAAUGUCAGUGGACGAAAAAACUUCAGUGGACAAAAAACUGUCAGUGGAGGAAAGAACGUCAGUGGAGGAAAGAACUUCAGUGGAGGAAAAAACGUCAGUGGACGAAAAAAAGUCAGUGGAGGAAAGAACGUCAGUAGAGAAAAGAACGUCAGUGGAGGAAAGAACGUCAGUGGACGAAGGAACGUCAGAAAUUGUUGUUCAAAGGAACAUCUUGGAUGUUAGAGAUGGUUCAGAUGAUGUGAGGAUUGUCCUGCUGGGAAAAACUGGAGCUGGGAAGAGUGCGACAGGAAACACAAUCUUAGGGAGAAAAGCAUUUAAAUCAGCCACAUCACCAGAGUCCAUUACUAAAGAGUGUCAGAGAGAAACAGCUGAAGUAAACAGCAGACAAAUCACUGUGAUUGAUACUCCAGGACUAUUUGAUACUGAACUGAGUCAUGAAGAAAUUCAGAGAGAAAUUACCAACUGUAUCUCAAUGACACUGCCAGGACCUCAUGUGUUUAUUAUUGUACUGAGUUUAGCUCAACGCUUUACAAAAGAAGAGGAAGAAUCAGUGAAGAUCAUUCAAGACACUUUUGGUAAAAACUUUCUGACAUACACUAUAGUGCUCUUCACUAGACGAGAGGAGCUUAAAGAUGAAACCAUUGAAAAGUUUUUGGAAAACUCAAAAUCUCCUUUAAUGAAUCUAAUUGAACAGUGUGGAAACAGAUAUCAUGUGUUUAAUAAUAAUGAGACUGAAGAUCCCACACAAGUUUCUGCUUUACUGGAGAAAAUAGACGACAUGGUGACAGCAAAUGGAGGGAGUUAUUACUCAUCUAAAAUAUUCAGAGAGAUGGAGCGAGAAAAACAUGAACAACAAAUAAAGGGACUGGAGGACACAAUAGAACAACUGAGCAGAGAGAAAGAAGAGGAGAUAAAGAGAGUGAAGGUGAUGAUGGAGGAAGAAAAACAAAAACACGAGCAAGAGAGACAGAAAAGAGAUGAUGAAUUUACAGAGACAGAAGAUAGAUAUAAAAAAGAAAUGAAGGAGCAAGAAAAACAGCUGCGAGAUGAAAUGAGAAGAGAACGAGAGACAUUAAACAAUGAAAUGAAGGAAAUUAAGAAAGAAAACAAAGAUCUGCAAAACAAAUAUAUGACACAAGUAAACAAUUUGAAUAGUACAAGAGAAAAUGAACGACAGAAUCAUGAAAGAGAGAGACAGAGAAGAGAAGAUGAGUUUAGGGAGACAGAAGAAAGAUAUAAAAGAGAAAUGAUGGAGCAAGAAAAACAGCUGCGAGACGAGAUGAGAAGAGAAAGAAAUACAUUAAAAAAUGAAAUUGAGGAAAUAAAGAAAGAAAAUAAAGAUCUCCAGAUCAAAUAUACAACACAAAUAGACAAAUUGAUGAAUACAAUAGAGACUGAACGACAGAAUCAUGAAAUAGAGAGAAAGAGAAGAGAAGAUGAGUUUAGAGAGACAGAAGAAAGAUAUAAAAGAGAAAUGAUGGAACAAAAGAGACAGAUGGAAGAUGAGAUGAGAAGAGAAAGAGAGACAUUAAAAAUCGAAAUUGAGGAAAUAAAAAAAGAAAAGAAAGAUCUCCAGAUAACAUAUGACAAACAACUCAUGAAUACACGAGAGAAUGAACGACAGAAUCAUGAGAGAGAGAGAAAGAGAAGAGAAGAUGAGUUUAGGGAGAAAGAAGAAAGAUAUAAAAGUGAAAUAAAGAAGCAAAAAACACAAAUGGAAGAUGAGAUGAGAAGAGACCGGGAAAGAUAUGAGAGAGAAAAACAAGAUGAAAAACUGAAAAAAGAAGAAGAAGAUCAGAAAAGAAAAGAUAAAGAAGAAAUGUUGUUGGACCAGUAUGAAAAAAGAGAAAAAGAAAGGACCGAAAGAGAAAGAGAAGAACAUCAGUUAACUGUUAGUAAAUAUAGCACAGAGAUAGAGAGGAUGAAGAAGAUGGUGGAGGAAGAAAGACAGAAACAUGAAGUUAAGAAGAAAAACAGAGAAGAAAAAUACAGAGAAAAGAUGCAAGGUGAUGAAAGGAGGAGAGAGGAAGAAAAACAAAACUGGAGUGAAAAACAGAAGAUGCUUGAAGAAAAACUCCAGAAUGAGAAACAUCUGAGAGAAGAAGAAAGAAAGAUUUAUGAAAAUAAAAUUCAACUGAUUGAACAACAGUUUCAAGAUAAACUCCUGAGAGUAAAAUCAGAGGAGUAUGAAGAAGACAGAAGAAGAGAAAUAGAGAGAAUUACAAUCUGCUGCUCUCAAACAGACUCAAGUCAUCUGAUAGUUGAACCAAAGAUCAGCAAACAGCUUGAAAAACUCUUCAGUAGAUUAAAUGUAACAAACAGACAUCAAGAUAAACUGAGAACAGAAGAUUUUCUUAAAAUCACAAAGUCUUCAUUUCAGUCUCAGGAGCCACAGAAAGAAACUGAACUUGUAAACUCAUUCCUACAUAAACUGUUGAACAUGAACUACAGAGCAAGAGAAACUCACAUAAAACACAGAGAAGAUCAACAAACACCUGCAAACUACAACCCUGAAGUUGACUUUAAUAUUCAUGUGAUGGAUGUUCAGAUGGCUGUGUUUCAUUGUGCUGAGAGUUUCCUAAAGCAGCUGAUGGUCACUAAACUCUCACAGUGUCAGUUUGCUCUUCCUCUGCUUGUUCCUCAUCCAUUCACACAACAGAUUGAGUUUCCUCUCUGGACAUUCAGACAAAUCAACAAGAGCUGGAAGAUGAGAAAUAAUGACAACGAGAUCAUCAGUAAAGUCCAGCCUGUGUACAAAGCAGAAACUCCAAUGGUGUCGUUCUUCAGGUUUGGCUCUUUGUCUUCAUCAAAGUCUCAGCUGAUAAACAGUUUGAUCAAUGAGAAACACAACACGUUCUUCCACAGAAACUGCUCAGGAAGCAGCAGAACCAGACUACUGAUGGAUGGAGUGGUGGAGAUCGCCUGGUACUGUCCAUCUGGAAAAAACACAGAUAAAUUUACUGACUGUGUUGCCUUCUGUAAUCUUCAUGGUGAUGCAGGAGACAAUGAGAAACAAUAUGAGAUUUUAACCAGUAUGUCUUCAGUCAAUGUCCUCUUCUUAUCUGAUUUUGGACAGAAGAACCAGUAUAAGAGUUUGGUGAGGUCACUCUUCAGAUCUUCUCAGCCUCUUAUUUGUCUGCUCACAGACAAUGACUCUGAAAAAACUAAACUGACAGAUGGAAAAUUCAUCUUUGGUCUUUUGAACAAAAGUCAAUCUGAUCUAUCUAAUGAGAUAAGAGAGACAAUCAGAUUAAGUCUGAAACAGCACAAGAAGACUUUUAAACUGGAAGAUGUGGCCAAACACACAGGAAUUCAAGUAGAUGAGAAUAAUGAAGAGUGUCAAAGAGGAAAAGAGGCGGCGCUUCAGAUGAUGAGAUUACUGAAUGAUGAAGAUCCAUCAACAGUUAAAGAAACAAAUUUGCCCCGUCAGGGAACACUGUGGCACAACUGGUGUAAAAUAAACAAAGAGCUUCAUCAUCUAAGAGGAGAAAAUCUAGAAGAAGAUAAAAGCACGAAACUGAAACUGAUGAGAGAAAUAAGAGAAAAUCAAAUGUCACAAGGAUCGAGUGAGUUUAUUAAAAUACUUUUUGAAGCACUGCGAUCACUUAAAAUCAGUGACAAAAAGUAUUUUCUGACAUUCAUAAUAAAUCUGUUGGAUGACUUUACUUCUAAAAAGCUUUGUGAACUUCGCAAGAAGUAUGAUGUGACAUGGAAUAAAGUUUCUGCUUUGCAAAAAAUGCAAGAAAAACAAGACCAACUGCAGAUUAAACAAACAGAGCUUGAAAAAAUAUCAGAACAAAUCAAUAAAACAAUGUUUGGUUUGGAUGACAUUGUGAGAGAGGUUGGUCAGAUCUAUGAAUCAUGGUCAUCUGUGAAGAUAAACAAUUUCUCUGAUCUCCCGAGUCUUGCAGCAGAGAUGAUGAUCUCUGGAUUUCCACUGGAGCUGAUGGAUGGAGAUGCUGCUCAUGUUCCUCUCAUCUGGAUUAAAGCUGUUUUAGAUCAAAUCAUCCAGAAUCUGGGAGAUCAAAGAGUUUUUGUGCUGUCAGUUUUAGGGAUUCAGAGCUCUGGUAAAUCCACUUUACUCAAUGCCAUGUUUGGUCUUCAGUUUUCUGUCAGUGCUGGUCGAUGCACCAGAGGAGCUUUCAUGCAGCUGAUCAGAGUAUCGGAGGAGAUGAAACAACAGCUAAAGUUUGAUUAUAUUCUGGUUGUUGAUACUGAGGGUCUUCGUGCACCAGAACUGGAAGGUGGAAGAUCUACAAGAAAUCAUGAUAAUGAAUUGGCCACAUUUGUUGUUGGUCUUGGAAAUCUGACAUUGAUUAACAUCUUUGGAGAAAACCCAUCUGAGAUGCAGGAAAUUCUCCAGAUUGUUGUCCAGGCCUUCAUGAGGAUGAAAACAGUCAGACUGAAUCCCAGCUGUAUGUUUGUACAUCAGAACGUUUCAGAAGUCACAGCUGGAGAGAAAAACAUGGAGGGACGAAGACGACUGCAGGAGACACUGGAUGAGAUGACUAAACUCGCUGCUAAAGUAGAAGUCAGCAAUGCAGAAUAUUUUAGUAAUGUCAUUGCAUUUGAUGUACAGAAAGAUGUGAAAUAUUUUGCUCAGCUGUGGGAGGGAAGCCCACCAAUGGCGCCACCAAACCCAAACUACUGUGAGAAUGUUCUGGAUUUGAAAAAAUCUAUUUUAACACAUGCUUCAAAAUCAGAUGGUAUAAUGCUGACAGACCUAAAAGGACGUAUUGAAGAUCUCUGGGAGGCUUUGCUGAAUGAACAGUUUGUGUUCAGCUUCAAAAAUACUUUGGAAAUCGCAACUUACAGGAGAAUAGAGACAGAAUACAGCAAGUGGAGCUGGAACCUUCGAAGUGCCAUGCUGGAAAUUGAAAACAAACUACACAACAGAAUAGAAAAUGAAGCAGUUUGUGAAGUUAUGGAAACUGAUCUUCAAAGAGAACUUCAUGAAAAAAGUGAAGAAGUGAAAAAGUCAAUGUCUGAAUUCUUUGAGAAAGACAGAGAUACUGAAGUACUGAAUCAGUGGAAAACUUCAUUUGAAAUAAAAAUCAAAGAGCUUCAGGAAAACAUUGUGAGGGAGACCAAGAAGAAAUUAAAUCAGGUUCUUCAGCAGCGAGAGAUGAAGGAAAAGAUUGAUGCUCAGAGGACACAACAUGAAAACCGUCUUUUUGAAAAAAGCAAAGAACUUGCCAUGAAACUAAAAGACAAAGCAAAUGAUGAAAAUAUCAUGAAAAAAGACUUUGAUUCCUUUUGGAAAGAGCAGAUGGAAAAAAUCAUCAAAAACACUCCUACAGUUAAAAAUAUCAACAUAUUGAAAGAUGUGACAGAUCUCCUGAGAAGCACCUAUGAAAGUCUCCCUGUAGACUAUAAGAAAGUCAGCAGUGAGUACAUUAAUAUGUUCUCUGUGCCAAGCUAUUCAGAAUAUGUACAGUUAAAGAAAUCCACUGGAGCUAUGGGACCUUUAAAAAAUGCCUGCAAAGAAGUUAAAGAGAGAUUUGGCUAUGCAUUUACUUUAUCUAUAGAGGAUGAAAUUCAAAUAAGAUUUGUAAUAAUUGAAACUGCCAAUGACACAGAUAAAAUGAUUCAGUCAUAUAACAUUGCCAAGAUGGGCUACAACAUCACCUACAUUCAAGAUCUCAUGGAUUAUAUAAAGACAAAAAUAACAGAUCAUGAAAGAAAGCCAAAAGUUAAAUAUGUGUUCAAGAGAGAAUUCUUCAGGGAUUUGGUAGUUUGGAUUUGUCAGAGAGCAAACAAGACAUUUACCGAUCAACACAGAUUAUUCAGAGAAGCAAAUGAUCCUGUUCUGUAUUCUGAAAGGAAGAAAGAAGAGUAUUACAAGAUUUUCCAGAAAUACUGUCAAGGAGCAACAUCAGCUGCCAUUACUGCUGAAUUUAUUUGUAUUAAAGUUAAAGAAACCAUUGAGCAGAAUGUCUACAAGAAAACUGCUAGAGAUUUAGCAGAUGAAAUGAAGACAAACUGUGAAUCACUGAAUGGAAACAGAUCAAAUCUGGAGAAACACAUCCUGAAGAGGCUUGCAAAUGAAGAGGAUUUUACAGCCUACGUGACCUACAUUAAUAAUCCCAGAGAUCACUUUAAAGAUUUCAUCAGAGAUGAAGUCAGUCAGUACAUCAUUGAAAGAUUUCAUGAUAGUGUUCAACCUAAGAUGGAGAAAAACAUUACACAAUUGCAGAAGAAGAUCAUAAAUGCAGCACAAGAGUCCACCAAACACAUUCAAGAGAUCAAUGGAGAUGUUCAUUCAUGGUUGACUCAUUUCACACAUCUGCUGUCUGAUGUUCUGGUUUUCUCUGUAAGUGAUCUCACUGGAGUGAAAAUUGGUGAUGUUGAUACCACUGUCCUAGAAGAUGUGAUAAUAAAAGAGAUUCCUUAUAUAAUGUCUUACAUCCGCUGUAGAUUCACUAAAGAAACAUUUCCAGUGAAGCUGAACAACAGAGACAGACCAGAUGAGAUUCUGAUUGAUCAUUUCUGUCAGUUCUGUUGGGUUCAGUGUCCUUUCUGUGCUGCCAUCUGUACCAACACCCUAGAAAACCAUAAUGAAGAUCACAGUGUCCCUUUCCAUCGUAAUAUUGGGUUAAAUGGGUGGCAUCACAGAGGAACAACAAACCUCUCUAUCAACAUCUGUACAUCAGCAGUAGCCAGUGAUCAAUCAUUUUAUCCAGAUGCAUCAGAUGUUAAGUGCCUGUGGAAGGAAUACAGAAAAGGAGGUCCUAAAUAUGCUAAGUGGAGCAUCACCCCUGAUCUCUCUGAGCUGCCCUACUGGAAAUGGUUUGUGUGCAAAUUUCAGAAGAAUCUGGAAGAGUACUACAAGAAAACCUAUGAGGGGAGCGGCAAAAUUCCAGAUGAAUGGAGAAAAUACUCUAAAGAGGAAGCCAUUGAGGGUUUAGAUAAAUACAUAUAAUGGAGUACACACAUACUUAAUAUGAUACACAAGACUAUUUUAGAUAAGUUUCAGCACUGUCCGAAAAAAUGGUCAAACAAUGGUCCUUUCUGUGACUGGGGUGAAAUCCUUUCAAAAACUACAACCUUGCACCUAAAGAGUUCAAACAGAGGUACAUAUUGGUACCAAAGAAAAAACAAAUUGGUACUAAAAAUUAAGGUGCUAUAUAGCACUAAAAGUGAUUCACUGGCUCGUAAUCAUAGGGGAACCAUUUUAUGUGCUAUAUAGCACCUAUGUAGAACCAUUUUGUGCUACAUAGAACUAUAUCUGGUGCUAGUGGUACUAUAUCACCACCGGAUGGUUCUUCAUAGGUGCUAUAUAGAUGGUUUAAAUGAAAGCAUGUGCGUUAACGCGAUACGCAUCUGGCCUGAACUUUACUUCCGGUUUCAGUUUUUUUAAUGGUCUGACUAGUUACUAAACUUAACUCUUGAACAAAUACCUUGUCGAAAAUAACAAAUGUUUUGGUUUCCUAGUGUAAUCUAUGUGUUGUUUUUUUUUUGCUUGUUGUAUACAGUGGCUGAAUGCAAAAUCGCAUACCUACUGAGUAGGUACUGAAUUUCACUGAGUACCUACUUAACGAGUGCUAAGACAGUACCUACAUUCGCGUUAGUAUGGACAGCAUCCUCCAUGUUUACGUUAUCAUGUGACCUAUGACGUAUUAGACCACAGGAACCGACAGGAGGAUGACAUCACAAUACCGCAAGAGCGACUCGAAACCAGGCUUCUCCACAUGAUUUCUGAAAUCACUCUCACGGUACUUUGAUGUCAUCUGCCUGUUGAUUCUUGCAGCUUUGCAUGAACUCGAACAAACCUAAUAACAGGCAUGAAAACGUAUGCGUGUGUAUAAGGGACAGGUGCACUAACACCUGAUUGCAUCAGUAACUUGACAACUCUACUACGGUCUCUGUUAGUGUUACAGAUAUUAUAUUACACAGUAUUUUUAAGUGGACAAAAAUAAGUAAAACAAGCAGCCUGUAAUUUAAUAUGAAUUGUCAGAUGACAAGUGAUUAUAUAAACUUUAGUGAAGCAAUGAUGCUCUUUUAUUUACUUAAAACAACAGGAAACAUAAAUAAAAAAUGAAUAAACAAUAAAUGAAAACGUAAAGAAGUGAAUACCAUAUGAAACAAAACUUUAUUCAAAUGUAUUUUUCUAACAAACCAUCACAUAUUUACUGCCAUCUCAACACAGCUGUGACAAUUCUGCAGCUUUAUUUUCAAAAAUCAGCUGAGCACUUUGUGGUAUAUCCUGGGUCUGUGCGUGAAGUCAGGGUGCUGGAACAGCCCUGUGUGUGUAUGGAAAUCACCCGAUUGGCUGGUCUCCGGUCGAUUGCUUUGCUUUCCCGUGGCAUUAUGGGAAAGCUGGUAUAGAAGUGUCCAUCCGAUGCAUGCUUCCAAAUUUGGACGGACUCAGUAGGGUAUCCGGGGAUUUUUCGCCUACUGAUUUAAUGAAUACUGAGGAUUCUGACAUUACAGAUCUGUUCACGUACUAUAUUUUAGGAAAGUAUGCUGUUUCGGACGAUACUUAAUAGGGGUGUCACGAUUCUCAAAAUCCUCGAUUCGAUUACAUUUUCGAUUCCAAGGUCACGAUUCUAUCCGAUUCUCGAUUUUAACAUUUUUUUUUUGAAGACAAAAAUGAUAUGCCAUUAUUUAUUAUUAUUAUUAUAGUUUAACAUUAACAUGCACAUUGCACAACUCGCAUGGGGGCUUGUGGGCUUCACUUAACGCGAGAGCUUGUAGAGAGAGGAUUCCUUCUUGCACGCACAUGGACUUAAUGCACAUGGACAUAAUGCGCGUGUCUUGGACUCAUAGCAUCUGAAAUAAAUCCAGCAUCAUACGCAGCUGCGCUUCUCUCUGUCUCACGUGCACGCGCUCGUGCUCUCGCAUCUGUCCAAAGUCUAAACAUUAACUAAAGUAGUAAUCCUUAUGUAUUUGUUCAGUUUUAUGAGUUUCAUGCGAGCUGAGGCCAACUAUCCCUCUUGUUUCAAAUAUAAUCCGCUGCAUCUUUGCGCCUCUCUUACUCUCGCGCACGUGCAGAGAGCUGCGCUCUCUCUCCAAAGGCAGAUCACUAGGUAGUAAUCCUGUUUAUGAUAUGCAUUUCAAGGAGUUGUAGCAUCCCUCGUGUUUAAAAUAUGAUCGCGUUCCGCUGGACAGAUGUUUUUAAAGGCAUCUCUGAGAGUUUUUUUCCCUCUCUUGGCAAGCCGACCGGACCUGACAUGGGGGCGUGGCAGCAUCGACGAUCCCAUUUUUUCAUUCGAAGUUCGAAGCUGUGACUUAAUUUCGAUCGAUUUCGAUUUAAAAUCGAAAUCGUGACACCCUUAAUACUUAAGUACAUGUGCCUCUGAAUCUUGCGAGAAAUAGUUCAAAAUCCCAGUAAUUCGUGCCUACACUUUUACAUAUACUGAGGUUUCAGACAUACUAUUCGUUCGCCUACUGCUUUUUGCCUACUAUAUAGUAUGGCAGUAUGCGGUUUCGGUUUCAGCCUAUGUUUAAAGUACUUUGUUGUUAUUUAUUCUUAGCGGAGUUUACUGGAAGUUACGUGUUGACCAUGAAAGCCGCUUGUUUAUGUUGUUACUGCUGAAACCGUCUAUAGCAAUAAAAACGGUUCCCCUAUAGCCCUUUUCACACAGACAUUCCUGAAAAUACACGGAAAAUGCAUCCUGGAUUUUUCCAGGAUCGUUACAUUUUUUGUUACAUUCACACUGCCAUGAUUAGCCAGCAUCUGCAAGGUCCCGGAAAGACACAUGACCUGUUUAAAGUCCUUCUCUAUCUUCUACGCAGCGUCUGAAGUUUGCACAUUAUUUAUUAUUUCUCUCUCCAGAAACCACUCGCAUGCAUUUUUGUUUAUGAUAAGACCAUAAAGUAGCACGUGAAUGCACAGUUCUAUGCUGGUGAAUGAUCUCCAGUUCAGAAUGGAUAUUUGAAAGCUCCCGGAUCUCUGCUUUAAUCCAGCUUUCAGACAUUUCUCAUCGUGAUUGUUUAUAUGCAUUUAAAACCCGCAUUUUGAGGAGCUGAACAAUAUAUCUUUUUGGGAUGACGCGCUGGCAUUUUCGUUUAUUAUAAGCUCAUAUGAGCAUGUGACGCGAUAUUAUUUUAUGCUGCUGAAUGAUCUCCGCUUCUGUAAGUAAUGAGCUAACUUACCUGAUAUCAGCUUCAGUCCAGUUUGCUGACAUUUCUCGUCAUGAAUGUUGUAAAUCCCUCAUUUUAAAGAGUUGAACCAUAACUUCAUGUCGCCAUGACACGCGUGUCCUCACUACGGCACGUGCGUCAUUGUUUAUGCGUCUCAUUUAUAAUUUCCUAAUAACUGCUUCAAUCUAGUUUGCAACAUUUCUCGUGGUGAAUGUUUAUAUGCAUGCUUUCUCUCGUUUUAAGGAGUUGAACCAUAACUUUUGUUGUGAUGAUGUGCACGUCCUCACUACGACACGCCCAUUACGGCAUUGUUUCGGCUUCUUGUUCACACAGAGGGUUAUCUAGGUCCUCUUUCCGGCAACGAUCCCAGAAGAUAUACGGGUUGGUUUGUGUUCACACAGACGCUUGUCUGGCAAUUUUAUGGGUAUUUUCUGGGACCAAAGGUCUGUGUGAAUGGGGUUUAUGAUUACGAGUUUUUAGUGCUUUUUAGCACUAAUUUUUUUAGAGUGUACCUCAAAGUAACAUAUUGAAAGCAGAUGUAUAGAUAUCUGUACCUAAAAUGGUAAAUAUUAGAGACCUUAUUAAAGUGACAGCUUUGGACCAUUUUUUUCAUACAGUUUGUUACACACUUUUGUAAAGCCUGCAAAAACACACAGAAAAGAUUGAAAUGUGUAAAGAUAAUAUGCAAUGAAAAUCUUUGUUGUAACAAAAGUAAAUGAUACACUUAUAAACAGAAGGUGUUCGAUAAGUAAUUCAGAGUACAGCAUAAUGAACAGAAUUUUAAAAAUGUCUGCAAAUUAUUUUCAAAGGAAAAACUGUAAUACCAGAUUCACAUAAGUAUCCCAGACCCUUUACAACAACACUUGAAAUUUAGCUUAGGUGCCUCCAGUUUCUCUUAAUCUUAAGAGGUGACCAAGAACCCAAUAGUCACUCUAAGACUAAGCUCCAGAGAUCCUGUGUGGAAAUGGGUCAAAGUUUCAGAAGGACCAUCAUCACUGCAACACUCCUCAACACACAGAAGCCAGAUUGGAAAAAUGCCUGAGAGUCUCUAUGCAGGCUUUUGUGUGUUUGCACAGAGAAAAGACUUCUGUCCAGCCACCCUGCCCUAAAGCACAGAUCAGUGGAGGACUGUAGUGAUGGUUGUGCAUUCUGAAACCAUUUCAAGAAAUGGUUUUGGCCAGUGCUACUAAAUAAAAAGUAGGCCUAAUGUUUCCAUGACCUCUUUAAACAACAAUGGUGGUACAGAAACAAUCGUCUCGAAAAGUUAUGAAAAAGCCAUUUUUAAACACUUGUUCAUCUUUGUGGACAAUGGGGAAUGUAAGGCAGGUUGGACAGUGACUACAGAUUCAGACAUUUUGGCUUCAGGUGCUUUGUUACAAAAUCCUCUCAGCCAGCUGAAUUGGUUGAUCUUACAAAUGUAUGUGAAUUAGCAAUCAAUCAGAAGUCGUUGACAGAUUAUGGUGCACUUAAGUUUAACAUGAAAGUUAACUUCAACUAUGUUUACUUUGUAUUUGUUUUGUUUUGAAUGCAUGAAGCAUUUCUAACAAUGUAGUGUCAGGAGUGUUUAUCAUCUAGUUACAUGACACUGAACUUGUUGAUUUGCUUUGUCAAAUCCAUACCUGUUGUAGCCAACGAUCAAUUUAUGACAUAUUAACUCCUUUAUCUGAUGCUGGUACGCGGAAUGAUGGGGCAGACCUGUCUAUUUUAAAAGACAUGUAAAAGAGAAAAGUGUGGCCUGAUCGACCAAGCUUUUUAAAGAAGUGUUUUAGAAAUGAUUAUGAGAGUUUGCUUGCUUUCUAAUUAAUAUUAAACUCAUUUACCAAGUUAUAAUAAUCUGUUAUAAAGGGCACAUAUGAUGAAAAUCUGACUUUAUCCAUGUUUAAGUGCUAUUAUUGGGUCCCAAGUGCUUCCAUCAACCUAGAAAAUGUGAAAAAGAUCAACCCAGUAACUUAGUUUUGGUAAACCAUUCUCUGCAAGUGUUUGAAAGAAUAGCUCAUUAAGAUUUGGCUCCUCUUGUGAUGUCAGAAGGGGUUAAUAACGCCUCUUAAAGAAAAUUAUUGACAGCACAAUUUUAAAAUUGUUGUAACAUCCAUAUGGUAUUUUGAGCUUAAACUUCACAUAAGCACUCUGGGGCCACCAAAGAUUUAUUUGACAUCUUAAAAAAGUCUUGUGAAAUGUCUCUUUAAAAGGUUUUCAUGUGUGUGUCUGUGUGAGAAGAUAAAAUCUUAUAUGUUUGUGUUACAUUUGAUUUCUUCUUUUCUUUGCCAUUUUUAGUUUAUCAUAUAUUCAUCUUAUUAUUCAUUAUAAUCCUAAUCUAUUUCUCGUUGGUGUUUAAUUUUGUGUUAGAUGCUGUAUUGUCUUGAUAUGUAGAUGUGGGUGUCCAAUGGUCAUCCAUUUAAGUAAAUUUUACAAGAAUGUAAACCGUAAAUUUCUGCAGUCUGUGUUUGGUAUAAGAACACCAGCUAAAUCUACUUCAAGUCAGGUAGACCAUGAAGAACACAACUAAGAUUAUUCAAUAAAUCUUUAUUCUGUUUUACAUCA